ACGCCUUCACCUCCUCAGUCAGUUCCGGCGGAGCGGCGCACCGUGCAGCGUCCCUCCCUCACUCCCUUACCUCAGAGAGAGCGAGAGAGAGAGAGAGAGAGAGAGAGAGAGAGAGAGAGAAGGAGGAGUAGGAGGAGAGGCACAAGAAGAAACAGUGCGCACGACACACACGCCUUCACUCCCUUCUCUCCCCUCCCGCUCUUCUUCAGCGACUCUCCGGCUCUUGGAUGCACCGUCGCCCGGCUCGGUGUCCCCGUUAGCACCGGCUUCCCAGCAGCCAUGUCCCGCAGAAAGCAGAGCAACCCGCGGCAGAUUAAACGUCCAUUCGACGAUGGUCUGGAGGAGGAAGAGGAGGAAUGCGUGUCCGAGGGGAACGAGCUCCCGGCUAAAGAGGAGUUCUCAGCUGAGGAGAACUUUACAGCAGACUUCGAGGCGGAGAACCUCGGCUGCGAGGACAUGGAGUACUUCUGCGCUAAAGGAGAAGAGACCAGCAACAGAGAGAUAGGGGAAACAGACAUGGAAGGACAGAAUAACAAGACCAGACCUCCCCCUCUGGAAACCGAAGAGUGGGAUGGUCCAAGAGAACUAGACCUGCUGAACAAAGAGGGCGAGCGGCGAGUUCAGAGUCGUCAGCAACUUCCCGUAGGGACCACCUGGGGGCCGUUCGAUGGCAAGAUCGAGAUGAGCACCGACGGAACAAACCUGAAAAGCAAGGGCCCAGUCCCAGUGGUUUUGAGCUCAGGCCCCAGGUGGCUGCUGGAUGUAACUUGGCAAGGAGCAGAAGACAACAAAAACAACUGCGUGGUGUACAGCAAAGGUGGCCAGCUCUGGUGCACCACUACUAAGAACAUAAUGGAAGGUGAAGAGCUUGUGGCGUUCGUGGUGGACUUUGACUCUCGGCUACAUUCGGUCAACCACAUGUCCCUGAGCGAGGGCAUGUACCCAGCACGUCUUCUAGACACCAUCCAGCUCCUACCACAGCAAGCCGCCAUGGCGUCCAUUCUCCCCACCGCCAUAGUUAACAAGGACAUCUUCCCUUGCAAGGCUUGUGGAAUCUGGUUCAGAAGUGAGAGGAACCUGCAGGCUCAUCUGAUGUACUAUUGUAGUGGACGGCAGAGGGACCCUGACAGUGUAACUGAGGAGAAUGAAGUGAACCCCCAUCAGACCCCGAGCACAUGUCCUUUCCCACAAUGCAACAAGAGUUUUGUUACUCCACGUGCCCUGGAAAUGCACCUGAACACACACAGUGGUGUCAAAAUGGAAGAGACCCUCCCUCCUGGCACCAGCCUGAAAUGCACAAUCUGCAACUACACAGCGGAUUCGCUCAUUACAUUCCAGCACCACAUCCUCACUCACCUCUCACAGGCGGCCUUCAGAUGUAAUCACUGCCAUAUCAGCUUCCAGAACCACAGGGAACUCUUGCAGCAUCAGGACUUACAUGGCCACUCCGGCAAGAUCCACAGGGAGAGCGACAAUGAGCAAUCACCACGGGGGACAGAGGAAAGUCUGCAGACCCGAACAGAGCUAGCUGCCAGAAAGGAGGUUGUCAUGCAGAGCCCUAAAACUGUGGUCAACAAGGACAGUGCCCCCGAUGGAGAGCUGGAAAGAAAUGAGAAAAAGCUUGUGCUUGGACUUCAGAAAGGAGAAAGCCAUCCGGGAGCCAAGGCCAGUUUCUCUUACACCAGGAUCAAGUCAGAGCCUUCCAGUCCCAGACUGGCCUCCUCACCAGUUCAGCACAACAUGGGACCCACAUUUCCCAUGGGCCCAUUCUUGUCACAGUUUGCAUUUUCCCAAGACAUUUCAGUGGUGCCCCAAGCGUCUGAGAUUUUAGCCAAAAUGUCUGAACUUGUGCAUCGCAGACUACGUCAUGGAGGGAACAGUUAUCCACCAGUCAUCUACAGCCCUCUGAUGCCAAAAGGGGCAACCUGUUUUGAGUGUAACAUAACUUUUAAUAAUCUGGACAACUACCUUGUCCACAAAAAGCACUACUGCAAUAGUCGCUGGCAGCACAUGACAAAAUCCCCUGAUUUCUCCACUGUUUCAGACAAGGUGACAGACUCUGUAAGUCCAAACAGUGGCCACACCUCAGUGGGGCUGCUUGCUGGAUGUCACCCACAAGAAACUGAUCAUCUAAUGCCAUCGCCAUGCUUGAAUUCCUCCGUUUUGGACAUUAUCAAUUCCAGUGGUAAAGUGCCUGAUAAGGACCUCGGUGGACAAGUAAAAAAAGUGACCACACCAACAGGUGUUGAAGACAGACUCAAUGGUAAGCAGGCUGAAGUCAAAAGUCCAAACACGUCCCUAGGAGACGGUGAGCAAGAUCCAAACAAAACCACUUGUGAGGCCUGCAACAUCACUUUCAGUCGUCAUGAAACGUUCAUGGUCCACAAGCAGUACUACUGUGCUACGCGCCAUGACCCACCAAUGAAGCGCAUGUCUACUAACAAGGUCCCCGCCAUGCAGAGAACCAUGAGGACACGCAAACGCAGGAAGAUGUAUGAAAUGUGCCUGCCAGACCAGGAACAGAGGCAGGCAAUGGGGGCCCAGCCUGGAUUUCUUGGUGUUUCAUCUUUGGGAAAUCCCUGUACGUCUCAAGAAACCGUGGAAGGCCUGGCUGACCGUUUCCAUCCGCGUUGUGACGUUUUUUCAGGAAUGGUCCCAAAACACCUUGAGGCUUCUCUUACUGUCACAAAAUCUAUCCUUGCUCCCAAAAGCAAUGCCCUUACUGACACGCAAGAACUGGAUGCACCCAUCGAUCUUAGCAAAAAGUGUUCGCUAGUCUCCGACAAGACAUGUAACUCACCCAAAAGACUUUUGGACUACCAUGAAUGCACCGUUUGCAAGAUCAGUUUCAACAAAGUGGAGAAUUACUUAGCUCAUAAACAGAACUUUUGCCCAGUUACCGCAGCUCAGCACAACGAGAUCGCUGGCAUCGAACAGUCUGUGUUUCCAAACAUGAAGAUUGAAGGCACCAAUCCUGAAGAUAUAUUUGACAAGAGCCCUGUGAAGUCUGAGAAAAAUGGCGGCACCAAGGUGACUGUGCAAAACGGCAGUUUGUUCCCUCAACACCUUGGUCCUAUGCCCGAGCUAAAGACUUUCACUGACUCCCAGCUCCUGCCCUCCAAAGAAGUGUUCCUGCCACAUGGCCUUUACCCAGGAGCAAUAAAAAAAAUCAAAACAACUGAGCCAAUAUCGCCAUAUUUCGGGAUAAAGCCUAGUGAUUUCCUGGCAGGAGGCAUGGUUAAACAGGGUGAACCCAGUGAUCAAGAGCAGGGUACCAAUGGAGCUAUUGAGGAAGGCAAAGAGCAACCGGCACCUAAUGGGUGCCCUCAGUCUGGCAAAGACCCACUGCCCCUGCUCCCGAAAAACAGGGGAAUGGUCAUCGUCAACGGUGGGCACAAAGUGGACGACAGCCAAUCAUCUGUACCCACUCAGCAAGAGAAUCAGCCCAAUAGCGCAUCGCCAACGGACGGGCAAAAAUCUCCCACAUGGAGCUCUGAGAACCCCCCAAAUCCCAACGGCAGCACGUCCCCCACAUCGAAAUCGCCGGUCGAGGAGGCGCCACCCGUUGUGGCCAAGGGCAUAAAUGGUUUGGCUCAGCCAGCCGGAAGCGGCAAGUACUGCCGCCUGUGUGACAUCCAGUUCAAUAACUUAUCAAACUUUAUCACUCACAAGAAGUUCUAUUGCUCGUCACAUGCCGCCGAGCACGUGAAAUGAAAUCUCAACUUUCCCUCCACCUCUCCCUUUCUCCUCCUUCUCUUUUUUCGCUACACUGUCGUGUCUGGAAUAGUGCAUCAUGCAGUUUUAUAUGCUGCUUGUGGACAAUCAAGAGCUUCAUCUUUUAAUUUCUUUUUUUUCAUCGAGACUUUGAUGCAAAACUUUUGUCAAAAAAAAGAUUCCAUGUGUAAUAUUGGUGCCACUUUCACGUUUAUUUAUUUUACAAUCAGUAUUAAUAGGAGUAGUGACCUUAAUUUAAAGACAAAAGGAAAUUUAUAUCAGAGUUGUUUGUAAUGUUAUUGUAUAGUCAUUCUUGUGUAGCAAUCAUUGUUUACACUGUAUUGUAGGUUCAACAAGACGAUAGACAAUACAAAAACGGAAAUGCAUUUUAGACACAGAAAAAUAGCUACUGAAGCACUUGUGCAUUUUUAUUUGCCGUGGUUUUUUUUUUGUUUGUUUGUUUUUUUGUAUAUGCCUAAAUGUCAUUUGCAGAACUCAAGACUUCUCAACCUUAAACGCAGUUUGGAAGGAAAACCAGGCACAACUCUGCAUCUCAUAUUUUGGCAUAUACAGUACUAUACAUCCGGCUUCACAUCUGUAUGUAGCUGUUGGUUUAAGUCCUUUUUUUUUCUUUCCUUUCUUUUUUUCUAACUCAGAAGUGCGUGUUUUUCAUCAUGAUUACGACGUUCUUGUAUAGUUCUCGUAUUUCAGUUUGCGAUCCAUUUCGGUCUCUCUUUUUAAAAAUUUGCUCUCAAUGCAAUACUUUGUAAAAAAAAAACGACAAAAAAAAGGAAAUGAAAGCAGUAUUAGGAGAACGGGAACAUGGCAGAUAUUUCUAUCUCCUUAACAACAAUUGUACGAAAGUAAUUUUAUUGAUGUUACUUAAAAAAAUGGGGUGGGAGAGGAUUUGGGGAGGGAUGGUAUAAAAAAAAAAAAAAAAAAAGAUCAUUCCAAUGUCCUUAUAAUGGAAAAAAAAUAUUUCUUAAAAAUGUUGUUGCUAUGCAUGUAUAUGGAUGGAAUAAAAUUCCAGCGCUGUUGGAAAUUUUUAUUUUGAUGUGGUGUCAUAAUUAAACCUUAAUCCUCAGGAUAAA
Silurus meridionalis is the source of this 4805-nucleotide messenger RNA. It is a transcript of the gene zfpm2a, whose product is annotated as zinc finger protein, FOG family member 2a. NCBI's taxonomy places the organism in Eukaryota, Metazoa, Chordata, Actinopteri, Siluriformes, Siluridae. Gene Ontology annotation, biological process: negative regulation of transcription by RNA polymerase II; positive regulation of transcription by RNA polymerase II; heart development. The record is from RefSeq and is a predicted model, not a curated record. The coding region runs from base 280 to 3714 and encodes 1144 amino acids. The transcript has 8 exons. Gene Ontology annotation, molecular function: RNA polymerase II-specific DNA-binding transcription factor binding. Gene Ontology annotation, cellular component: nucleus.